Molecule: messenger RNA, 1518 nt
Organism: Ricinus communis (castor bean)
Lineage: Eukaryota; Viridiplantae; Streptophyta; Magnoliopsida; Malpighiales; Euphorbiaceae
Product: putative F-box protein PP2-B12
Exons: 3
Coding region: 237-1142 (301 amino acids)
Molecular function (GO): protein binding
Source: RefSeq, a predicted model, not a curated record
AUAUAAAAAUAAUUCACCAAACUAAACCAAGCUGAAGUGAAGGUUUUCCUUUGCUUCCUUUUCUCUCCUCCACGAGUAUCAUCCUUGAGAAAAUAAAAAUAUCUAAUCAAUAAAUAUUCCUCCAAUUUCCAGGAACAAGUUAGCGUUCAACAACGAAAAUAUCCCCACCUAUACCUAAUUCCUGCAUUUAGAGCAGCCAUAACCAGAAUUCAAGAGCAAUAAGAGAGAGCAACAAGAUGGCUGGAGAAAGCGGGGACGAGGGAGGAAGUUUAAUGUCGUUGCCAGAAGGUUGCAUAGCAGAUGUCGUGUCCUUUACAGGUCCUUUUGAUGCUUGCAGAUUGUCAACGGUCUCUUCUACAUUUAGAGAUGCUGCCAACUCCGACACCGUCUGGGAGAAGUUUCUGCCUCAAGACUAUCACUCUAUUAUUUCCCGAUCAUCUGAUUCCUUUCUACUCGAUCGUUUCUCUUCAAAGAAACAGCUUUACUUCAGUCUCUGUGAUAAUCCAAUCCUCAUUGAUGAUGGCAAAAAGAGCUUUGCAUUGGAGAAAUGGAGUGGAAAGAAAUGUUACAUGCUUUCUGCAAGGGACCUCAAGAUUGUUUGGAGUGACACUCCUACUUAUUGGAGAUGGAUUUGCCUUCCGGAUUCCAGAUUUCCUGAAGUGGCAGAGCUUAUCAGUGUUUGUUGGCUUGAAAUCAGUGCCAGAAUUAAUAUCUCUAUGUUGUCUCCAUCAACUUUGUAUACAGCUUACUUUGUGUUCAAGUCCACAACAGGAGCUUAUGGAUUUGAAUACCAGCCUGCAGAGGCUGUAGUGGGACUUGUUGGAAGUGAAACUUGCAAGCAUAAUGUCUACUUGGAUGCAGAAAGGGGACGGAGGCGGCGGUCCCAAAUUGUAAGAAGGCGCAUUGGUUUACUUAACCGGGGUCGUAUUUUUGGGUUGCAAGCAUCUUUACGUAAUGGUGAAAGUGAUUGUAAGUAUCCGAAAGAGAGAGGAGAUGGGUGGCUGGAGAUUGAAUUGGGUGAGUUCUUUAAAAAAAAAGGUGAGGACGGGGAACUGGAGUUGAGCGUUUUAGAGGUGAAAGGUGGGCAUUGGAAAGGUGGUCUUGCAGUUCAAGGGAUAGAGAUCAGGCCAAAGGUAGAUUGACAUAUAAGAAAUUAUUAUUCUUCAUGUUUCGAUUAUGGAUUUUGUUGUUUCCUUCUGAAGUUCAGGCAGGAACUACUGUUCCAGAAUUAUAUGUUAAUGUUCCAUUUUCUAGGGAUGAUGUAAUCUACAAAAAGUAUCCUUGUCUAAGGUUUUUGCAUGCCUUCCGAGGAAUUCGCAAGGGGAGCGUAGGAAACUGCUGUAUUUGAGAUAAUCAUGGUGAGCCUCAAGAAAGAGACUAUUAUUAUUACUAUAUUUGAUGCAGUUGUGGCUCAAAAAGGAGAGACUCUAGUCAUGAUGUUUAAUCUUUCUAAAUCUUUUUAAUAGUUAUUUGAGCAAAAGCAAUACCAAUCAAGUUGGCUUUGGUGCGUGCAGUAAA